Molecule: messenger RNA, 3318 nt
Organism: Nicotiana attenuata
Lineage: Eukaryota; Viridiplantae; Streptophyta; Magnoliopsida; Solanales; Solanaceae
Product: receptor protein kinase TMK1-like
Exons: 2
Coding region: 242-3088 (948 amino acids)
Biological process (GO): protein phosphorylation
Molecular function (GO): ATP binding; protein kinase activity; protein binding
Source: RefSeq, a predicted model, not a curated record
UUUGUAAUUACUCUUCUUGCCAGCUCCCCCCAUUUAUAGCUUUCAGUCAACUUUUGCUACUCUCAAAGCUUUGCUUACUCUUUACUGUUUCCCUCCUUACCUGCAAAAACCCCACAUUCCUUAAAUGCUCCUCUAAAUUAAAUCUUGAAAAAACCCCUUCUUCCAAAUUUGCUAAAAAAAACAAGAUCCUUGAGUUUUCGUACAGAAAAAAGCUUAAAGUUUCUAUCUUUUUUUGUUUAAGAUGAAAAAAACCCAUCUUGUGUUAAAGUUUGUAGCUUUUCUGGUUCUUGGUUUUUUUUCUGCAUUUUUUCCUGGUGUAAAAUCUCAAGAAAAUGAUGCCACAGUGAUGUUGGCUUUGAAAAAGAGCCUAAAUCCACCUCAAGAAAUGGGCUGGUUGGAUCCGGAUCCAUGCAAAUGGAACCAUGUGGGUUGUUCAGUGGACAAACGGGUCACCCGGAUCCAAAUUGGGCACCAGAAUCUUGAAGGUACUUUGCCACAAGAACUGUCUAAACUUACUGCACUUGAGCAUUUAGAGCUCCAAUGGAAUAAAAUUUCUGGCUCUUUGCCUAGUUUAAAUGGAUUAAGUUCAUUACAAGUGUUAAUUAUUAGUAAUAAUCAGUUUAGUUCAAUCCCUGUUGAUUUCUUUAGUCGUAUGACUUCAUUAAUAUCAGUUAAUAUUGAUAAUAAUCCAUUUGCUAGUUGGAGUAUACCUGAGAGCCUUAAAAAUGCUUCAGUACUUCAAGAUUUUUCAGCAAAUUCAGCUAAUAUUACUGGAAAAAUUCCUGAGUUUUUAGGAGCUGAUGAGUUUCCUGGAUUAGUGAGCUUGCAUUUGGCUCUUAAUAACUUGGAAGGUGAAUUGCCUUCUAGUUUUUCGGGUUCGCUGAUUGAGUCUUUGUGGUUAAAUGGACAGAAUCUUAGUGGAGGAAUUGAUGUUUUACAGAACAUGACAUUCUUGAGGGAGGUUUGGUUAAAUGACAAUGGAUUUUCAGGCCCUUUACCCGACUUUUCGGGGUUAAAGUCUUUGGAGACAUUGAGUGUUAGAGAUAAUUCUUUUACUGGACCAGUGCCAACUUCUUUGGUGAAUCAAGAAUCUUUGAAAGUUGUUAACUUGACUAAUAAUUUGUUUCAAGGACCGGUUCCCAAGUUCAAAGAUUCAGUUUCCAUGGAUUUGAUAAAAGAUACCAAUAGUUUUUGUUUACCAGUACCCGGUGACUGUGAUCCGAGAGUCAAUACAUUGCUUUCAAUUGCGAAAUCAAUGAAUUAUCCGAGGAAGUUUGCAGAGAAUUGGAAGGGAAAUGAUCCUUGUGUGGACUGGUUUGGGAUAACUUGUAAUAACGGGAACAUUACCAUCGUAAAUUUCCAGAAUAUGGGGCUUUCAGGAAUAAUAUCUCCUGAAUUUGCUUCAUUGAAGUCACUGCAAAGAUUAGUUCUUGCAGAUAAUAAUCUAACGGGUUCAAUUCCCGAGGAACUCACUACCUUGGCAGGUCUUGCAGAGUUAGAUGUUUCAAACAACCAAAUAUAUGGUAAAUUGCCCUCUUUUAGGAAUAAUGUGAUCUUGAAAACCGGUGGAAAUCCUGAUUUGGGGAAGGACAGGACUAAUGCAACUUCCCAAGGCACUACUUCUCCCGGUAUAUCAGGUUCACCGGGCUCACGUUCUGGCGGUGACAUAAGUGCACAGUCUACUCAUGCAAAGUCCAAAAGCUGGAUACAAAUUGUAGUGUUUUCUGUAAUUGGGGGCAUCUUUGUGCUUUGUUUGAUCGGGAUAGCAGCUUUCUAUCUGUACAGAAGCAAACAAAAGCGUUUUACUCGAGUGCAGAGUCCUAAUGCAAUGGUCAUCCAUCCACGCCAUUCUGGUUCCGACGACAAUGAUAACGUAAAGGUCACAGUUGCAGGAUCUAGUGUCACUGUCAGUGCAGUUGGUGAGACUCAUACUGUUUCUAUUAGUGAAACAAGUGACCUUCCAAUGGCCGAAGGUGGAAAUAUGGUGAUUUCCAUUCAAGUCCUGAGGACUGUGACCAAUAAUUUUAGUGAAGAUAACAUACUAGGUCGGGGAGGUUUUGGCACAGUCUACAAAGGGGAGUUGCACGACGGGACGAAGAUUGCCGUCAAGAGAAUGGAAGGUGGAGUUAUCACUGGGAAGGGACUCAAUGAAUUCAAAUCUGAGAUUGCGGUUUUGACCAAGGUUAGGCAUAGACAUCUCGUUGCUCUACUCGGGUACUGUCUUGACGGGAAUGAAAAACUUCUUGUUUAUGAAUACAUGCCUCAAGGGACACUAAGCAGCCAUCUUUUUAACUGGGCGGAGGAAGGGCUGAAACCGCUGGAAUGGACAAAUAGGUUGACAAUUGCAUUAGAUGUUGCUAGGGGAGUAGAAUACCUCCACAGUUUAGCCCACCAGAGUUUCAUUCACAGGGAUCUUAAGCCGUCCAAUAUUCUUCUAGGUGAUGAUAUGAGGGCUAAGGUUGCAGAUUUUGGCCUUGUUCGACUUGCUCCAGAAGGAAAAGGAUCUAUAGAGACAAGGAUUGCUGGGACAUUUGGAUAUCUGGCACCAGAAUAUGCAGUGACUGGAAGAGUAACGACGAAGGUGGAUGUGUUUAGUUUUGGUGUGAUUUUGAUGGAGCUCAUAACAGGAAGAAGGGCUCUUGACGAAAGCCAACCCGAGGAGAGCAUGCAUCUAGUAACGUGGUUCCGAAGAAUGCACAUUAAUAAGGACACAUUCCAAAAGGCAAUUGACCCCACAAUUGACCUCAAUGAGGAAACGCUUGCCAGCAUUAACACUGUAGCCGAGCUAGCCGGACACUGUUGUGCAAGGGAACCAUAUCAAAGACCCGACAUGGGUCAUGCUGUCAAUGUUCUUUCAUCUCUAGUGGAGCUAUGGAGACCGUCCGAUCAAAGCUCAGAGGACAUGUAUGGUAUUGAUCUCGACAUGUCACUACCUCAGGCUCUUAAGAGGUGGCAAGCUUAUGAAGGUAGAAGUCACAUGGAUUCAUCUUCUUCGGCGUACCUUCCAAGUUUGGACAACACUCAAACUAGUAUACCAACCCGUCCCUCUGGCUUCGCUGACUCUUUCACAUCUUCCGAUGGCAGAUAAAUCGAAGCUUUUUUUGUCCGACGUUUCUAUGUUCAUUCUAUCUGCUUCUUGCUCUUUGCUGUAACUCAAAGCAAACCUUGUUUUGCCUCCAUUUUAUAUUAUCUUACUUUCUCUUUUUCUCUUUUUCUUAGUCUUAACUCCAGUCAGUUAAUGUAGUCUAGAAUUUGGGAAUGGUUAAUCAUUCUUAAAUUUGGAUGUGGUGAAUAGGAGUUUAAAAUUUUUCUGUUGCC